Messenger RNA from Nicotiana tabacum (common tobacco), 2787 nucleotides. RefSeq names its product AT-rich interactive domain-containing protein 1-like. NCBI's taxonomy places the organism in Eukaryota, Viridiplantae, Streptophyta, Magnoliopsida, Solanales, Solanaceae. Gene Ontology annotation, molecular function: DNA binding. The record is from RefSeq and is a predicted model, not a curated record.
CCAAAGAGAAAAAAGAGAGAGACCGUCCCCUCUCCCUUCUCAUUUCUCUGUGUAGACUGUAGAGGGAAGAAGGGCGGGUACUAUAAUUUCCCAAAUUUUACAGUUAGGUCCCUGGCUAGAUCCAUAUCUUCCCGCCCAAAAUUCAGUGCCUAAAAUCUUCCCUCUUUUUUUUCUAAGUCGUUAUACUAGUUUCACUUGUACAAAAUAAAAAUAAAAAAACAUUUAUUGCGUCUAAAAAAAUUCGGUUUGAUUUGUUUCUUAUUUCUUUGUGUUUGAUUGUGCAUUUCUGGUAUGUGUACGACUGAUGAAUUGUUCGUAGAUUUUGAAAUUGGAAAGCAAUGACAGGGUGGUCGAAGAGAGUUGAUGAAUCAGGUAUAGAGAGCUUCAGAAAACCCGAAACCGGCCCGGACCCGAAACAAGUUGUAAAGCCCGAAGUAGUAGAUUACGGUAAUGCUAAGCUGUUGUUUAUAGAAAUUUUAGCUCAAUUCUUCAAAGAAGUUACUGGGCUUUUGUGUUACAGGCCAUUGCCACCAAUGUUGGGUAAUGGAAAAUCAGUUGAUUUGUUCAAGCUUUAUUUGGUUGUUAGGGAAAAAGGUGGGUAUGAGAGAGUUUGUGUGAAUGGUUCAUGGGGUUUAGUGGCUAAGGAUUGUGGGUUUGAUUUGAGUUAUGGGUUGGGUUUGAAGUUGGUUUAUGUUAAAUAUUUGGAUGCAUUAGAGAGAUGGAUGUUGAGACUUAAGAAAAAAAGGAGUACUAAUGGUGUAAUAAAUAGUGAGGUGAGAAAAUGUGAUUUGGGUUCGGGUUUGGGUUCGGGCCAAGCUGGAGUUCCGGUGGAUGUUGAGUUGGAUCUGAAGGAGAUUUUAAUGAAAAUUGCGGAUGAAAAGGCCAACGGCAGUGAAAAUAGAAGUGUUAAUGGUGUUGAAGCUCGGGGUUUUGAUGGCUUGUAUGAAUGUACUGAGAAAUUUGAUAGUAAAAGAAAUUUGGAUCACAGUGUGGUCACUGUAAAGGAUAUUGACGAAAAUAGAAGUGUUAAUGGUGAACAGCUGCGUGAUGGUGUUGAGGCUCGGGAUUUUGAUGGCUUGAAUGAAUGUACUGAGACAUUUGAUGGUAAAAGAAAUUUGGAUCACAGUGUGGUCACUGUAAAGGAUAUUGACGAAAAUAGAAGUGUUACUGGUGAACAGCUGCGUGAUGGUGUUGAGGCUCGGGAUUUUGAUGGCUUGAAUGAAUGUACUGAGACAUUUGAUGGUAAAAGAAAUUUGGACCCCAAUGCAUUUACUGUAAAUGAUAUUAAUGAAAAUAUGAGUGUUAAUUAUGAUGAAGAGCAUUUGAUGUGUGUCAGCGGAAGGGAAAGUGUCAAGGAAGAUUGCAUUAGUAGGAAGAGGAAGCGAGAAUCGUACUUGGAUACGGUGAGGUGGGUUAGUGAAGUCGCGAAGGAUCCUUGUGAUCCUGCUAUUGGUUCUUUGCCGGAAAGGUCUAAGUGGGAGGAUUAUGGCGAUGAAGUGGUUUGGAAGCAGGUUUUGUUGGUGCGAGCUGAAAUGCUUUUAGAAAAGAAUGUGGAUACAUGUGCUCAGUACUCGGCAUGGCAGAUAAAACAGAAGAUGCAUCCAUCUUUGUAUGAUGAUGGUUCUGGUUCUGGAAGAGUAAGAUGCAGCCAGCGAGUCCUAUCUGCAAAAGAUUCUUUGAAAAAGAGGCGUGCACCGCUGUUUUCAGUGUCAUCAUCACCAAGUUUUCAUAGUGAUGAGGAUCAGAUCGAUGGACCAACUGCCUCUUCUGCAGAGUCAGUAGUUGAUUUUUGGUGGAAGCAGCGGAAAAAGAGAAUACCAGUUGGGCCACAGUUUCAAGCAGAUAUUCCCGAAUGGAUUGAGACAAUUUAUGAAAGCGACUCUAAAUGGCUAGGCACCCGAAUCUGGCCGCUAGGCAAACGAGGAAAAACAACAAUUUUAAGUGAAAGAGAUAAAAAAAGAGAUCCUAUUGGGAAAGGAAGGCAAGAUAUCUGUAGCUGCCAAUCUCCAGGUUCUUAUGACUGUGUCAAGUUUCAUCUUCUCGAGAAAAGGAAGAAGAUUGAGAUUGAGUUGGGAUCAGCCUAUUAUCAAUGGAAAUUUGACUCUAUGGGUGAAGAAGUUGCACUUUCUUGGUCAAGAGAAGAAGAAGGGAAAUUUCAGGAUAUAGUGAAGUUGAACCGUUUGACUGAGGACAAGAGUUUCUGGAAUGAGAUUUUCAAGUUCUUUCCAAACAAUAGCAGGGAGUCUUUAGUAAGCUACUACUUCAAUGUCUUCCUUCUCCGGCGCAGAGGCGACCAGAAUAGAACUAAUGCCAGUAAUUUUGACAGUGAUGAUGAUGAAUCAGAAUAUGGACCUAGAUUUAAAUGUUUUGGGCGGGAUGCUAAGUUCUCCAUCUUUUGUUCCCCAAGGAAAAGCACAUCUGGAUCAGAGGUAGUACAUGAAUCUUGAUUGUGGUCAUGGCAUUUUCCAGAACCGUAAAUUGCUGGAGUUUCUUGUGCUUUUAUUCGUGAAGCAAGUUAUAUUGGAAAGUAUGUCUUUUACAACUGCAGAUACAAGAUUCCAUCGUAGAAUUGUAUAUUUUUUGGGUCAGUGAAUUCUUUGCCCACACAGCAGCUUCCUCCCUCUGUUUUGACUUUUGACUACAAAACAAGUGUAUGAAAACUCCCCUUUACACUUCCAAGCUCUUGAGUUUUUUUUACAAAGGAACAAGAUUGCUAGGAAUUCAGUCUCUUAACGGCAAAUCUUUUUUCUGAUAUGCUCAUAAUGAGAUAAUAUUUUCCUUCUCUCC